Molecule: messenger RNA, 2093 nt
Organism: Dicentrarchus labrax (European seabass)
Lineage: Eukaryota; Metazoa; Chordata; Actinopteri; Moronidae
Product: transcription termination factor 1
Exons: 11
Coding region: 162-1910 (582 amino acids)
Source: RefSeq, a predicted model, not a curated record
UCCUUUCCACCGCUGGAUCUUCGAGGUACCCCGCGCAUGCGCUAUUAGAGAUCAGGAAAUAAACAAGGAGCGUCGUGCUUUGCAGCCCGCGUGCAUCCGAGAGGAGACGCACCUUCAACAACAAACUGAUCAGCAGCAUCGAGGCUGUUCCUCCUCCUGACAUGAAACCUCCUGCAGUCUCUCCCUCCCCUCAGAAGAGGAGGAGGAGGAGCAGGUCAGACAGUCUGGAGGAGUUUCCUGUCGACAUCCACACACCUGACAGAGUAGAGAAGAAGAAGAAGAAGAAGAAACACAAGAAAGAGGAAGAGGAGUCCAGAAUUACUCCUCUUCCUCUUCCUGCUGCUGCUGAUGGAGAAAUGAACAGCCAGAAGGAGGAGGAGGAAGAGAAGAACAAGAAGAACAAGAAGAAGAAGAACAAGAACAAGAACAAGAGAGAGGAGGAAGAGGAGGAGUUGCAGGUUAUCGUAGAAUCCAGUGAGACAGAACAAAAGAAGAAGAAACACAAGAACGUCGCCAUGGUAACAGCAGACCCUAACAACAGCAGGACGAAGGAGGAAGAGGAGGAGAGCAUUGCCACGGUAACGGACAGAAAAAGGAUAGAGGAGAAAAAGAAAAACAAGAAGAAGAAAGAUAAGAUAAGUGUGGUGAUACCCCAGGAAGAGAGGAAGAAGAGACCAAAGAGAAGAGCUGUCGGAAAAAAAGAUCAGUUGGACUGGGCGUUAGUGGCCGAGCUUCAGGAGUUCAUUCCAGACGUCAAAACUAAAUCAGCUGAUGAGAUCAAUAAACUGCUGAGAUACGAUCUGAAACGCUUCAAGUACUUCAAACAGGAAGGUGUGGCUCUGCGGCGGGGGCGGUGCACUCAGGAGGAGAAUCGAUUAAUCAGACAAAACGUCGCCGACUUCCUGGCUCUGACGGGCAUCAGCUCGGCCAAUCAGCUUCUGUUUCCUCAGAGGUUCAAAGAGGAAGAGGCCGAGAUUAAGAGGCUGAGAGCACAACAUCACUUCCUGGAGAGGAUCGCUGAGGGGAUCCCUCGGACGUGUCAGCAGGUUUACACCAGAGCCAUAAAGAUUUUUGACGAUAGGAACCGCAUGGGAAGGUUCUCAAAGGAAGAAAUACAUUCUCUGCAGAAGUUACAGAACCUCCAUGGUAACGACUGGAGAACGAUCUCUAAGAAGAUGGACCGUAGUAUCUACGCUUUAGAGAAGCGCUUCGCCAGCAUCGCUGCAGGUCGUGGUGUGUGGAGUUCAGAUGAGGAGUCCAGGUUGAAGCAGGCUCUGAAGGCUCACCUGGAGGUCCUGGACAGUCCUGCAGGAUCUGGUCUGAGCAGAGACCAGCUGUGUAACAACCUGCCCUGGAAGGAGAUCAGUCAGCACGUUGGGACCAGAUCCUGGGUCCAGUGCAGACUCAAGUGGUUCUGCAUCCUGAAAGGGAAAAUGACUUCAGGUGUCGGUACCUUCAACAGAGGAGCUGAAGGACUUCAGACUAAAAUCCAGCUCAUUCACACGUUGUACAACAUGCGUGUGGACGAUGUAGCAGACAUCGACUGGGACGAGGUCGCUGAGACUGUCGGUAAAGUGACCACUGUGUGUGUUCAGAAGAGUUUCCACAGACUGAAAGUUUCCAGAGUUCCAAACUGGACCAGUUUAUCCUACGGAGAGAUCAUCGACUACCUGCAGCUGAGGGUCGUUCCUCUCCUGGAGGAGAGACUGAGAAAGUUGAGUAAAGAGAAGGGGAGCAGCAGCAGCAGCAGCAGCAGCAGCAGCAGCAGCAGCAGCAGCAGCAGCAGCAGCAGCAGCAGGAGGAGGAGGAGGAGGAGGCGGCGGCGGCGGAGGCGCAGGAGAACAAGUAUCUGCUGUCUGACAUCUUCAGCUCACACCAGGAGUAUGUUGAGGUGGACAACAGUCAGCUGACCUCCAGACAAUCAGGACACAGAUAAACAAACACAGGCCCCGCCCCUGCUCCAAUGUGAUUGGCUGUCACCCGUCAGUGGACAGAAUACAGACUGUGGAUGAAAACAUUUAUUUUGAAGCUCCUGAUGAAUAAGAUGUUGAUGAUGUUUUAUGUCUUUAAUGAAAGGAUUUUUUUUCACCUCA